AUUCAGUAAAUUCAGUCAUAUUCAGACAGAACGUGAAUCAAGUCUACAAGUCGGACGUCGUCGCUGGCGUGUUGUUCUGCAUUAUCGAAUUUUCCCCAGAGUCACUCACUACUCUCUUGUCAAACAGUAUUUUGAUUACAAAAAAAAAAAACUGUUAUUUUCGUUCAGGUGAAAUAUAAAAGAGAAUACCCUAAUUGUAACGGUAUAUUACGACAAUAUCCUGUUGGGAAUUUCAAUUUUAAAUUUUUGUGGGGUUUCUCUCCACAUUCUUUGCUUUGUUGUUGUUUUUAUUUUUUGCUCAUCGGGAACGUAUUUCCCUGUCUUCUGCGUCGCAGACAAGCAGAUAAAUAGUUAUACCGUUUGUCAAAGUCCAAAUAAAAAAUAAGAAAGGAUUACACACACCAACUUAUUAAUCCUAUGCGGGUGUUCCUUUUUUUUGUGGUAAUCCAUCAAGUUUAGUUUCUGUGUGUUGUUAAAUGUCAGCUGGUGCGUUCCCCAAACAACAAAAACAGUGCAAGCGAGAGCGAGAGUGAAGAGAAAAAGUGUUUUCGUUUUUUUGUUUUUUUUUUACUUUUUUCUGGAAAUUAUUUCAAGUUUUUUUGAGUGUAUUUCCUACUUUUGAAGGAUUUAUUUAAGCAAAGGAAUUCCCAUAAGGAUCCAACAUCAUGGAGGUGUGCUGUUUAAAAAUGGCAUCACGAUGCAAGCCAUCUCGACCGGUACUGAUGGAUGUAUCGAGAAUACCUGCGGUCAGUUCAUCACAUGACUGCGGUUCACUGUCAAGAGUCGUGAUGGUCCGGAAAACUGAUCAACGCCUGAUUAACCAUAAAAAACCUCAUAGUGAACCACAAUGUGAAAUUGUUACAUUCGAAACAAUCCAAACCUACAAAGGCCAUAAGCCCGAUCGCACAGUAAUAACCAAAGAGCGUCGUGACUUUAAUUCCACCACAGAUAUCCGCAAAUCGCCCAGUGUUGUGCGAUUAAUGCGGCGAAGUGUAACACCCCAUAGCGAAGGUCAAUCUUUAACAGUGUCAACGAAUGAUGUAUGCUUUAAUGAACGCCGAUCAGUGUCCUUUAGCAAUGGCACAAGUAAAUCGCAACUUAGUUUGCGACAAAAAUCCCCAUCACCAUUGCAUAUGAAACGUGGUUACGGCGAAUUCGAAUUGGACUGUCUGCGAGCACACAACGAAUAUCGGAUAAAACAUGGAGUGCCAGCUUUAAAGCUCAAUACAAGGCUGUGUAAAUUUGCCGAAGAAUGGGCAAUGAAUUUGGCCAAUAGGGCGAAUCCAACACAUCGAAGCAAUUCGCCGUAUGGUGAAAAUAUAUUUUGCAGUUGGAGUUCGGCUCCGAAUGGUGCAAUUGUUGAUGGGCGGGAACCAGUUGAACAUUGGUACCAAGAAGGCGAAAAUCACAUUUUUGGAAAGGAGCCGGCAACUCUUCGAACUGGUCACUUUACGCAGGUCGUUUGGAAGGACAGUCGGGAGUUGGGUGUUGGACAGGCCCGAAGCAAGUCUGGUCAGGUGGUAGUCGUAUGUAACUAUGAUCCACCAGGAAACUUUAUAGGAAGUUUCGCCGAGAAUGUUUCUCCAAUUGGAGGCUUUCCAUUAACGCCGAAGAUAAUUGUUGAGAAAAUCUCAGAAUCUACAGAUACCUCAUUGUCCUCGAGUGGUUAUAGUGAUGAGAUGAGUGACUUUGUAGUCAAAGUGCUAAGGUUUCACAAUAUCUAUAGGAAGAGACAUGGUGUUCCGAUGUUAAAAAUAAAUCAUGAUCUGUGCCAACUUUCACAAGACUGGGCAGAGACCUUAGCACGUGAAGACCGCUUCGCCUAUCGUCCCCACUGUACGCACGGCGAAAAUAUCUAUUGCCUCUGGUCAUCGGAUCGCAAUGCAAAAGCAAGUCCCAAGGAUGUCUGUAGGUCGUGGUAUGAAGAGCACAAGGAUCAUAAUUACCUGGUCGAGCCCAAAGGGGUAUUUCGUGCUGGACACUUUACCCAAAUGGUCUGGAAGUCAACAACUGAAUUGGGUGUUGGUGUGGCCAAGACUCGCAAAGGCAAAGUUGUUGUCGUUUGUAAUUAUAGUCCUCGCGGCAAUAUUGUUGGCGAUUUUCUGGCAAAUGUUUUGCGACCUCAUUAGUUGAUGAAGAAAAUGAGUUUUUUUUUUUUUUUAUUUUAUAUUUUUAUUAUUUUUGU
This is a messenger RNA of Episyrphus balteatus (marmalade hoverfly), 2185 nucleotides long. RefSeq lists its product as uncharacterized. The transcript is spliced from 5 exons. Gene Ontology annotation, cellular component: extracellular region. The coding region runs from base 666 to 2129 and encodes 487 amino acids. The record is from RefSeq and is a predicted model, not a curated record. Lineage: Eukaryota; Metazoa; Arthropoda; Insecta; Diptera; Syrphidae.